Nanorana parkeri is the source of this 1213-nucleotide messenger RNA. RefSeq names its product DnaJ heat shock protein family (Hsp40) member C5 (gene DNAJC5). Lineage: Eukaryota; Metazoa; Chordata; Amphibia; Anura; Dicroglossidae. The record is from RefSeq and is a predicted model, not a curated record. The coding region runs from base 35 to 631 and encodes 198 amino acids. The transcript is spliced from 5 exons. Gene Ontology annotation, biological process: regulation of synaptic vesicle cycle. Gene Ontology annotation, cellular component: membrane; presynapse; intracellular membrane-bounded organelle.
AUGCCUCAUAUUCCUCAGCUUGCUGUGAGCAAGGAUGGCGGACCAGAGGCAACGCUCCCUCUCCACCUCCGGGGAGUCGCUGUAUCGCGUUCUGGGACUAGACAAAAAUGCCACAGCCGAUGACAUCAAAAAAUGUUACAGGAAGUUAGCUCUGAAAUAUCACCCGGACAAGAACCCGGAUAACCCAGAAGCAUCCGAGAAGUUCAAGGAGAUCAACAACGCACACGGUAUCCUGACAGACUGCACGAAGCGCAACAUCUACGACAAGUACGGGUCCCUCGGCCUCUACGUGGCCGAACAGUUCGGGGAGGAGAAUGUCAACACAUACUUUGUGCUGUCCAGCUGGUGGGCGAAGGCCCUCUUCAUGUUCUGCGGCCUGAUCACAGGCUGUUACUGCUGCUGCUGUCUGUGCUGUUGCUGUAAUUGCUGCUGCGGGAAGUGUAAACCCCGGCCUCCCGAGGCAGAGGACACAGACUUCUACGUGUCACCCGAAGACCUGGAGGCACAGGUGCAAAACGACGAACAGGAUACCUCUGAUAUCCCAGUGAUGGUACAGCCUAGCUCUGCCACCGAGACCACACAGCUCACCACCGACUCCCACGUCAGCUACCACACCAAAGCAUUCAACUGAGCGUGUGUGGGGCCCCCGGUUCACUAGGAAUAGAGAGGAGGGGGGAGAACUGAAUUGAACCCUACAGCCCCCUGUGUAAACAUGUCCCCCCAAAAUCCUCCCUCAUCUGACCAGCUAUUAUCUCCUCCCCUGGCUGGGGAGAAAGGCGCAUGCUCACCACUCACCUUUCCGCCCACCCUCCAUGAUCAAAUCUUUUUAAUUUAUUUUUUGUUCAAGUCUAGUUUUUAAUGGGUAUAUUUUUGUAAUGGGGACCUGUUACUUCUGCACCCCUCCCUUCUGUUCCUUCUGUCUCGACCCCUGUUGUGCCGGAGCGUGAAACUUCCCUUGCCUCCACUCCCCUCCAUAGAGGAGGAGUUUGCAGUCCGUGUACCAUAUUCCAGGUCAGCUCAACAGGAAGCAAACUCGUCCUCGACAGUCACUUCCUGUUGUAGCGGCCACCGGACAGCCACCCCUCAAGAUGAGUUUUAACCGUAUGUCACAUUGUAGUCUGCGUGUGUGAAAGAGUGCGUGAUCGGCAAAAGCCAGCUCUGUUGUGCGCAAAUGAUGGGACGCUGGCUAGUCUGACGAUUUCUCCUGGCGUGG